Molecule: messenger RNA, 740 nt
Organism: Aspergillus nomiae NRRL 13137
Lineage: Eukaryota; Fungi; Ascomycota; Eurotiomycetes; Eurotiales; Aspergillaceae
Exons: 3
Coding region: 57-599 (180 amino acids)
Source: RefSeq, a predicted model, not a curated record
AUUAUUCCUUUAAACCAUCAAUUAAUUGUCCUACCACAGAAUCUAACCCUUCCAACAUGUCCGAGUCACUCGCUGCCUUCCGCAAGCGCCGCAGCGACGAAUUGGCCCGUCUGGCUGACGAACACCUACAGCAUGACUUGCGACAGGAAGACCGCGAUACCUUGAAGUCUGCAGCGUCGAAAGUUUCCCUUUGGACUGGCAUUGGCUCCGCCGUGGGAAUUGGCUUGGGUCUAUAUGUCGCCUUCAGACUGCGCAGCUCGCGCAAAGCUUUCUUUGAUGUUUUCCGCGCCCAGGAGAGACCAACACAAGUGAUGUUUGCCGAUGGUCGGACGGAGUCUAUCCCAGAUAUUACCCCCUUACUAAAGCCAACCACGCUUGGUGAUUUCGCUACGUAUUUCUUUGCUUCUGCUGGUGGACUGUUUCUAGGUGGAGAGAUAGGCUUCUUGGGAGGAACAGCUAGCGGCACUCGCACCAUCACUGCCGACCCGGAGCAGAAAAAGAGGAUCGAGACCGCUUUCCGGCGAUUCCGGGCCGACGUACUGCGCAAGGAAGCCGAUGAAUUGGAUCGUGGAGCGAGUGUUGCGGAUAAGAUGUUUUGAUUUGGGCGUUUGAUGUAUGAGUGGUGGUGUUGCAUGGUUCGGCGUAUACCUAAUCUGCCUAGUUCCCAUUGCUUGACACUUCGUGUGGUAUCAUAUGGAAAACCUUCACGGCGUAAUACCAACUUCAGAUUUCCCAGUUAU